Molecule: messenger RNA, 679 nt
Organism: Gongylonema pulchrum
Lineage: Eukaryota; Metazoa; Nematoda; Chromadorea; Rhabditida; Gongylonematidae
Source: the annotation of a GenBank genome assembly
CUUCCACUCACAAAAUCUUGGGCGUAAAUUGGAGUAUUUGCACGUGGAGUACAAUACAGCCGACUUAUUGCGUUACACAUGUCUUAAUUGUGUUGAAGAUAUGCAGCAGGCUAUUGAGAUGCAGUUGCACGCGGGCACAGCUAAACCGGACCCAUCUAUGUCGAGCUACAAGGAACAGGUAGUCUUCCACUCACAAAAUCUUGGGCGUAAAUUGGAGUAUUUGCACGUGGAGUACAAUACAGCCGACUUAUUGCGUUACACAUGUCUUAAUUGUGUUGAAGAUAUGCAGCAGCGUGUGCUGCACUUCUGGUUGUUGCUUUUGCUGAGUUAUUUUGGUAGCAUUGAUGGUUUUGCACUGAUGAAGAAGUUUCUGGCGAAGAAUGUAACCGAAAAAACGAAACUUUCGGAGCUGACUAUUUGGCUACGGCCAUUUGCCACAUGCACCGUUAUGCUAAAGCCAGCACUUCUUGCUGAAACAUUUGGGCCAACUCUUGUAAGUGCUUUUUUUUGCGUUUCACCGUGUAACUCUCGCCAUUAUCAACUAAGAAGAAUAGACCACACUUCUCUGUGCAACUGUUUGCCCACUUCUUUCUAUUCUUGGCCGAUUUUAUCAGACAACUGUGAUGCGUCUAGGAUGGGAAGUACAUUUGCUUGUAAGGGUAGCAUCUGGAUAAAAUAA